ACGAAAAUAAAGUAAGUAUAUCAUAGAACACCGAGGAGUCCAUUGACAGUACUUGAUAAGGACAAAUUCCCGAUGAUCUAACAAUUGAGCCUAUGGAAUAACCGUGUAAAUUACACGUCUAAAGUAGGAAGUAAUAAAGUCAGAAACGCUUGCAUGAUGUGAUGCAGGUGACACAUAAUUUCGUCCUUGCCUUAAUGAAUGGUCUAAGCUCUGUCGUAUCUUCUUUAUCAAGAGUCCAAAAUGUAAUUAGUAAUGAUAAGUAAACACAGGUCAUUAUUAUAAAUGAUAAAUAGUUUGAAGAUAUCGUAAGUAGAUCGACCCUAUGUGUACUGUGUCAGUUGCAUCUUGCGCGCGAGUACGUCCUAUCGCGGUCUUGCGCCGACAGACGCGCCUGCGACACUCCAAUUUUCCAAUUGUGCUUAAACUUGAUAAUCAUUUUCUUCCGUUCUUGUUGUUGAUAUUCUAAAAUAUAGAAAUUUGUAUUACGAGUGUUAAAAUGGAUGUUGAAGCUGCAAGAGACGACAUUAGUGUUGAAGAUGGGAGUUUGAUUGUUUACACGGAUAUAUUCUGCACAGUUAAACGGGCAAGAAAGAGUUGGUAUAAGAGAGAUGAAACUUUCGACAGUCCAAAUGCCAUACUGCGAGGGGCAUCCGGCGCGCUUAGACCGGGACGGAUGACCUUCAUUCUUGGACCAUCGGGCGCCGGAAAGACGACUCUACUCAAAAUCUUAGCUGGAAGAAAAAAGACAGGUGUGACAGGGUCAUUGUACGGUGCAGGCCGUAGUUCCGUGCUAGUGGCACAGGACACGACUCUCAUAGACACCUUGACAGCUGGAGAAACACUGAGAUUUGCUGCAAGUCUGAAGCUACCUAAUGUUUCCCACAGAGAAAGGAAUAAUGCGAUAAAUACGGUGACAAAACAGCUCGGUAUACAUGAUGUAUUAAACACAAGAGCCGGCCGGCUGUCUGGCGGGGAGCGUAAACGACUGACCAUCGCUUGUGAACUACUUACAGACCCGACCAUUAUGCUGCUGGAUGAACCUACUAGUGGUCUAGACGCAGUAUCGUCUCUAUCCGUGGCCCGCGCCCUCCACACAGUCGCCCGCAGCGGCCGCACCAUCGCAUGCGUCCUUCACCAACCUUCCUCACAGCUGUUCAACACCGCCGAUGACGUCAUAGUCCUCGCUAAUGGCAGGACGCUAUACGCCGGCGCCAUUGUUGAUGUACCCGAGAGUCUUACUAGAGCGGGCUUUAUAUGUCCACAGUAUUAUAAUAUAGCUGAUUAUUUGUUAGAAAUAGCAAGUGACGAGCACUCAGGCAAUUUGAAUCUCUUAGAACACGAAGCAAGCAGCUAUGCUCACGAAAUGAGCAAGAUCGCUAAGAACGAUGUUUAUAAUGGCAAAGGGAAAGAGCUAUCACCAGAAUCGGAAGCAUUACUGAAUCCCAACCCGACUCCUUGCAAAGGCUACGCUGCGAGUGUUUGCCAACAACUCAACGCUCUACUUUGGCGAUGCUGCAUUGGAGUAGCCAGAGACGUUUAUUUAACUCAGAUCCGCCUGCUAGCUCACUUCAUGGUGGCUCUCCUGCUGGGCGCACUGUACCACGGCGCGGGCGCGGAGGCAGGCCGCAUGAUGUCCAACACUGGCUGCUUGUUCUUCUUCCUUCUGUUCCUAUUCUUUUCAAAUGCCAUGCCUACUAUACAAACAUUUCCAACAGAAGCGAACGUGGUCCUUCAUGAGCAUCUGAAUAAGUGGUACUCGUUACCAGCUUAUUGUGCUUCCAAGAUCAUCGUAGACUUGCCUAUACAGUUACUAUGUGCGACAGUGUUCUUAUUCCCUGCGUGGUAUCUGACGUCUCAGCCGUUGGAUAUCAACCGCAUGGGCUUGGCGUGGCUCACGUGUGCUCUAGUCACCAUACUGGCGCAGACUUUCGGUUUUGUUGUUGGAGCCUCGUGCGGAAUGAAGCUGGGACUGUUCGUGAUCCCCGCAGCCAACAUACCAAUGCUGAUGUUCUCAGAGUUCUUCAUUCCGUACCGCGAGAUGCCCGUCUACCUUCGUCCAUUUGCUACCAUCUCAUACUUUAGAUACGCGUUUGAUGCAUUCCUUGAGACAGUAUACGGACUUGGUAGAGAGAAGUUGCCUUGCCACCAAGAAUUCUGCAUGUUUAAAGAUCCUAGCAGUCACCUAGAGUUUUUAGGACUCUCCAGGAAUCUGAGCGCUGAUUUCUUCGCUUUAGUAUUAUGGAUCGUCUUACUUCAAAUAGCUCUCGUAUUUGUCUUAUUACUACGAGUUUACAAAUCUUGUAGAUAGACUCAAUUUGUUACAGGUAUAUUACUUAAGAUCGGUGUUUUUGUAAAUCUCAAUGUAAGGAUGGAUAGGAUGGAUUAAAAGGUGUCAUUGUUUGUUAAGGUUUAUAAACAUAAGAUUUAACUAAAUUAGGACUCUCUAACGUUUAGUUUCUAGUUAACAAGGAAUGACAAAAUGAUCUGAUAAUAAAUAAUGAAUCAAUUACGUGUGAGUAGAUAGGUAUCUAGGUACCUAACAAUUGUUGUACAGUCGACCGCCAUCGAAGCAGUAAGGUUCAUUUUGCCAUGUUGUAGCGUGCUAUGCUAGUCACUUGUUAAGGCAUGUUAUCGGUGUGACUGGGGAUAUUAUCUACCUCCACCUUCCCGCCGCUCACAUACCUCAAGAGGUGAUCCGGGCCCAAUUCCGCUAUUUACAAUUACCGAUGACUGAAUGGAAAUUAGAUUAAAUUUGACACAAUUCGUAUUCGCCUAAGCACAUUUCGGGGGCGGAACACUCACUGUCAAUACAAUGAAUUGGGGUCCAGCACUUGUGCGCACACAAAAAUUGUUGCCACUGACUGGUGGUCAAUCCGGCAUCCAAAAGUCGUGAACAAUGAAAGUGCCUGUGAUAAUAAUAAAAAAUUAUUUACUAUUUAUAUUUAAAUAUAGUUGAAUUUUAUAUUUUUAUACCGUUUUUAUUUUUAAUAUUCCAAUGUUUUGUCAAUAUAAACUAAAGAGAUUAUGUAGUGUAAGUAAAAAAUACUGUUUUAUUCUUUUGUAUAUUUUUAUUUGUAAGAAUUAUAUUUUUUGUGUUGCAUAUAUUUGUCUUUUUACUGAGAUUGGUGAAGCAAUGCACAAAUAAUAAAAGAUAUAAGCGAUUAUCAUAAUAUAAAUAAUAAAGAUGUCUUUAUAAUUAUAAUUAAAAGCACUAUCGUCCCAUCUAUGAUACAAUCAGGAUGAAAACGUACUCAA
Messenger RNA from Trichoplusia ni (cabbage looper), 3255 nucleotides. Its product is annotated as ATP-binding cassette sub-family G member 4-like. Bases 497 to 2308 code for a protein of 603 amino acids. Gene Ontology annotation, cellular component: plasma membrane. Lineage: Eukaryota; Metazoa; Arthropoda; Insecta; Lepidoptera; Noctuidae. The record is from RefSeq and is a predicted model, not a curated record. Gene Ontology annotation, molecular function: ATP hydrolysis activity; ATP binding; ABC-type transporter activity. The transcript is spliced from 11 exons.